Molecule: messenger RNA, 6840 nt
Organism: Scomber scombrus (Atlantic mackerel)
Lineage: Eukaryota; Metazoa; Chordata; Actinopteri; Scombriformes; Scombridae
Gene: zmym2
Product: zinc finger, MYM-type 2
Molecular function (GO): zinc ion binding
Source: RefSeq, a predicted model, not a curated record
AUGGACGAGGAGUCGGAACCAAACCCUGCCGUAGCAGAGGAGGCAGGGGAGCGGGUGGAGCCCAUGGAUGCCACUCCUUCCCCUCAGCAGCAGCAGCAGCAGACCACACCCCCCUCCUCUGAGGCCGGGGACGCAGUUUCCAUGGUAACGGAAGAUGGAGCCACAAAGGAGGGUGGCGCAGAGGACAAUGACGAUGAUGUGGUUCUGGUAGAGGAGGAGGCUCCCCAGUCUCCUUCAGCCACAACCCUUCCCCAAGACACGCCCAGCACAGACUGCCUCGAGCUGCCUGCCGCUGCUGCUGCUGCUGCUGCUGCUGCCGUGGCAACCGUAGACAUGUCCACAUCAGCAGCAGCAGUAGCAGCAGCAGCACCCUCCAGAAUCCCCAGUCCUCCCGCGCUUUCCAGCGCAUCCACGGCAGCAGCAGCACCUCUUCCUCCUCCUCCAACCGCAGUAGCAGAGCCCAUUAUCAUCGAUGACGAGGAGGACUCCGAGCAGAAAGACACUUCCUCCUCAUCGGCGCCCCCCGGAGGCUCCUCGGCGUCUCACUCGCCGGGCGCCCUCAGCAGCACAGACCCGGAUUCGGAAAUCAGGAUCGCCAGCGUCACCACGCUGGGCGAGAAAGGGAGCUUAGCGGUUUCCACAGCAAAUACCCUGCCUCAUCCGGUGGACAUCGAGGGGGACAUGAACCUGAUGAUCACCUCUGUGACAUCACUGCAGGGAGGGGUGGCAGCGGCAGAUGAAUGCCAGGUGGAGGAGAACGGCCUGCAGAUCAGCAGCGCCUUCAGCCUCAAUCCCGACAACGCGUCACCCGGUCGACCCACGGCCUCCUUCAACCCUGGGCGGGGCUCGGGCUCCAUAGACCAGCUGGUACAGAAUGGAGACACGGGGUCGCACAACAGGACAGACUCAUGGAUCUCCCAGUCGGCUUCAGUCCCUCGCAACCAAAAACAAACCGGGGUGGACUCUCCGUCACCUGCCACCUCCUUGCCCAAACCUCCAGGCCAGUCUUCCUCCUCGUCUUCUCCAGGUUCACAGCCACAGCCCAGGACAGUCAAGGUGACCUGUGCUAACUGUAAAAAGCCUCUGAAGAAAGGCCAAACGGCCUACCAGCGGAAAGGCUCCACACACCUGUUCUGCUCCACCACCUGCCUCUCCGCCUUCUCACACAAACCCACACCCAAGAAAAGCUGCACCAUGUGCAAAAAGGACAUAACAAACAUGAAGGGUACCAUCGUCGCCCAGGUUGACUCCAGCGAGUCCUUCCAGGAGUUCUGCAGCACCGGAUGCCUCGGCGCAUACGAGAACAAGCAAAACCCACCCAAAUCAGGCCUCAAAACCAAAUGUACCGUCUGCGGGAAGCUCACAGAGAUCCGGCACGAGGUUAGCUUUAAGACCGUCACCCACAAGAUCUGCAGCGACACGUGUUUCAACGUUUACCGCCGGGCAAACGGCUUGAUCAUGAACUGCUGCGAGCAAUGCGGUGACUACCUACCCAGCCGAGCGUCGGCCAACCAUUUCCUGCUGGUCGACGGCCAACAGAAACGCUUCUGCUGCCAGAACUGCAUCAGGGAGUACAAGCAGGCCCACAGUAAGCUUGCGAGCUGCCUCACUUGCAAAACGUUGAUCAAGACCGGCGAGGUGCUACACAGCCUCGGAGCGGGCGGCACCAUGGGCUCCUACUGUUCUGUCAACUGCAUGAACAAGGGCAAGCUGGCGUCAACUUCCUUCCACAACACAGAACCCUCGUGUCACUUCUGUAAGAGGAAUUCAUUACCGCAGUAUCAAGCCACCCUGCCAGAGGGAAACAUCCUCAACUUCUGCAGCUCACAGUGUGUCACCAAGUUCCAGAACGCUACUCUUCAAACGGCCACUAACGGACAGACGCCGCUCUCCACCACAAACAACACCGUCCAGCUGAAGUGUAACUACUGUCGAGGAGCGUUCAGCCUCAAACCCGAAACUCUUGAUUGGGAGGAUAAGGUGUACCAGUUCUGCAGUAAGGCGUGUUGCGAGGAUUACAAGAAGCUCCACUGCAUCGUGACGUUUUGUGAACAAUGUCAAGAAGAGAAGACGUUACACGAGACGGUCAAGUUCUCCGGGGUUAAGAAACCAUUCUGCAGCGAAGGUUGUAAGCUGUUAUUUAAGCAGGAUUUCAUCAAGCGGUUGGGUCUGAAGUGCGUCACCUGCAACCACUGCAGCCAGCUCUGUAAGAGAGGUGUGACCCGGCAGCUGGGCGGCAUGACGCGGGACUUCUGCAGCGAGACGUGUGCCAAGAAGUUUCACGACUGGUACUACAAGGCGUCGCGGUGUGACUGCUGUAAGGUGCAGGGUAACCUUACCGAGUCCGUGAUGUGGAGAGCAGAGUUGAAGCAGUUCUGUGACCAGCAGUGUCUGCUCAAGUUCUACUGCCAGCAGAACGAGCCCAUCAUGGUGACGCAGAAAGGCCCAGAGAACAGCAGCCUGGGGUUUGAAGUGCAAGGGGCCAAACUUGGGCUGGUGAACCAGGGUACAGUGGCGUACGCUGGCGGAGGUCUGAUGAGGGAUGUGAAGAACAAGGCGGUUCUCUGCAAGCCGCUCACCCUGACCAAGGCUACCUACUGCAAACCACACAUGCAGAGCAAACUAUUACAGACAGAUGUGGAUGAUGGUGUGAAGAGGGAGUACAUACCUAUACCCAUACCUGUGCCCGUCUUUAUGCCCGUGCCAAUGAACAUGUACUCCCAGAUCACUCCUAUGCCAGUCUCCCUGCCUGUACCGGUUCCUGUGCCUGUGUUCCUGCCCACCACCCUGCAGGGGGCGGAGCAGAUCAUCCAGACCAUCAACGAGCUGAAAACCAAGGUGCCCUCUGACCCCCUGGAGGCCGACCUGCUGUCCAUGGCUGAGAUGAUUGCAGAGGAUCAGAAGCCAGAUGUGAAAGCAGUGAAGGUGAAGAUGGAGCACGUAGGGGAUGAGAACAGCAGCAGCAGCAGCUCCGAGGAAGAGGAGGAGCAACAGAAGGAGGAGGAGGAGGAAAAGUAUGAGCCUGAUUUGGACCUGGAGUCAGACUUCCCUCAAGCCUCAGAGCCUGUUCCUGUCCUGGAGGGAAUGGACGAGGACAUGGGCUUUUCUUUACCUCCAGUCCUGGCAGAGGAGAAGGAGGAGACACAGGAGUCUGCACCUCGACCACAGCCCAGAAGACAAGGAAAUAAGAGGCAGGCUGUGGAGGAGAAAUCAGGUCCGGCCUCGUCGUCUUCGUCUCCUUCUCGUCCAGCAGACAGACACUCAGAAGGACGUUCGCUGCCUCUCAAAGCUCGCUACGGCGUCAAUGCCUGGAAACGCUGGGCGUUGUCUCCUCCAGACCAAUCAGAUGACACCAAAGUAAAGGACGGCACCAAACUAGCUCCUGCAGCUCGCUCAAAAAGUAACCUGCUGUCGCUGAGCUCAGAGGAACUGAACGUGGCUUUGUCCCAGUUUGUCAGGGAGGUUUGCAGGCCAAGUGGGGAGCGCUACUCUCCAGACAGCAUCCUCUACCUCUGUCUGGGGAUCCAGCAGCAUCUUCACUCCAAAGGCCGAAAAGAUGACCUGUUCAGCGACCCAUGCUACCAGCAAUUUGGUGAAGAACUCAACAAGGUCCUGAAGGACUGGCAGCCCAGCGUGCUUCCUGAUGGCUCACUGUGGGGUCGGGUGGAGGAGCAGAGUCUGUGGAGCAGCCGGCAGCUCGGGGAGCACAGCGCCGCCGCUCUGCUGCACUCGCUGGUCUACCUGAACACCAAGUACUUCGGCCUGCGCACCGUGGAGCAGCACCUCCGCCUCUCCUUCGCCAACGUCUACGGCCCCGACACUGUCCAUCCUGUCACCAAGGAGACCACGGUCUGCAUCCGCGUGCCUUCCAUCUCUCAGGAUCCCCAUGUUCAAACAGAGUGUAAGAAGAGGAAGCGUCAGUCGGAGGAAGGCGACCAGGACUACGAACCAGACGACGACUCGGGAGGUUCAACCGUACGCUGUCCUGUCAAGAAGCACGAAUGCCAUCUAUACGAUCUCUACAGGUCCAAAUGCAUCUUCCUCGCCACCGCUCGGGGUCAAGAGGAAAGCAAACGAACACAGGUUUUUCACAAGGGAGGAGUGAGGGAGGAGGAGUGUCUGGUGCUGAUGCUGCGUUCUGCAGAGCUGGAAGUUGAAAUUCCAUCUUUGAAGCAUUAGGUAGACAUGCUGUUCACAAUUCAGCUGCUGAUCAUGUUUAUUUGGCAGAACAAUAGCAACUCUACAUGCUACUCUAUCUUAAAUGUAUAUUUUAAAAGAUGAUUGAACACUAAAUAUUGUACAGCUUAGAAAUAUGAUCGGUGGCAUGUCCAAACACAUGAACAGUGACAUAAUAUUGCACUUUUGUUUACCAUUUUAGAUGGAACCAAAGGCAAGAGUUUGUCUUUAAGGAGUAAAUUAACACCUGGAUCAGUAAUAUGUUUCACCGUCCUCUAGGUUGAAAAUGUCAUGCCUGUUUCACCACAGACCAAAGCCAGCAUCACUGAUGGGUGAGCUCUACUGCACCUGUAAUCACACCUGACAGUGAUGUCACAGCACCCUGUAGUACAUCUGUAUAUCACUGCAACAAACUAAGACCAUAAACCACUAGAGGUCAGUAAGACAAGAUUAUCAGGGGGUGGUGAGUUACUCCUGAACACAUAGAUGGUUUUGUAUAUGUUAGAUAAAGGCCCUGCACAUUCACACAGCUGAUUUCUUGAUUAAUUAGAUUUAUUUUCUUAAUAUAAAUUAAUUUAACUCAAUGCACAAAGAAUGAAAUGAUACAAGUGGUCCUUCUGCAGAAGUGAAGUCAAGGCGCAAAGCCUUUAACAAGAUACCUCAUCCAGUUAGAAGUGUGGGUGUGUAGAGCCUUUAAAUUUCAUGGAUUUAAACUUAAUUGGCUUCAAGUGUAUUUUGAUAAUUGCCCUGAUGAAGAUGUGUUAAGUAUGGACCUCCAGUGUGAGAAAUGUAGCCACACCCACACACUCACAGGAUAAUUCCCUUAGCCUUUUUUUUACUGCAGGAAUAUGGAAUUUCUGACUUUUCUCACGCAUGUUGAACGCAGCAUCAGAUCUCUUAUCUAGUCAGGGUGUCCUACUGCAUCACACAUUAACCGGGCUGCUUUUCAUUCCUUCUUCACCAUCAUCAUCAUCAUCACGUUGCCUCUUCUGCUACCGCUCUUCCUCUGUCAGUACUGCUCUCCGGCCAAAAAGCGCAGGAUUCAGGAGUGAUCCCAGGACGGUUACAAAAAAAAGUGGCUGCGGUGCAGGGAGGAAAGGCAACCUACCGACAUGCUGCGUUUCUUUUCUAGGACAUUAGGGGAACCUUCCUUUUUAUGUGAUGUAGCAUUAUAAUGCGUACUAAGCCCAGAUUGGGUCGCUUUUGAAAUGUAAAUAUCUCUUAAAACGAGGCAGUUAUCGGAGAGACAGCAGAGGGGACACUGUAGUUUGGGUGGAGGAAGCAUCCCACGGAAACCUUCAGCUUGAAAAACCGGCCUCCUGAGAAACCCCCCCCCCCCCUUUUUUCUUCUUUUAAAAAAAAAUAAAGGACUGAUUAUUUAUUUCUGCUCUUAUUAGUUUGACAGUAUCCUCUUUACACAUCGUGAUGGGAUGUUUGAUUUUUAUGGGUGCCAUUUUUCUUUCUCCACUUUCACUCACUGAAAACCAGCUGCAGUCCCGUUCCCUCACCUCUCUCGUCCAUUUUAAACGGUAGCCCGAACCCCAUUAAAACAAGAAGGACACGGACAAUUAAAGGGUUCAUAAACAGAUUCCCCACAGACUAUUUUUGCAACUUUUCUUUCUGCCUCUGUCACCUUGUUUGUAUUUUCCUGACAUCUCUGUUAUUCUUGGUCUCCUUUUUAAACCUUUAAAUCUCGGUUUAGUUUGAAAAAUCGAGCACUUGUGAAUAAGCGCUCUUGUUCUUCUUCCAAGCUGUUUCAGAGUGCUAGCACUGCAAAGCUAAAGCUUGUGUUGUAAUAAAGAAUUUGUUGGACAUCGUUUUUCUUUUUCAUGAACCAAACUGAAGUUUUCUGUCUGAGUUACACUAUCAAUUCAUUUUAGGUUUUUUUCCUAAUUUAUAUGCCCCCCCUCCCUCCUUUUUUUUGUUUUUUACUUUGAUAUUAUGGAUAUUAUUUUGAAUUUGCAUCGUUUGUUUUCAAUAAAUUGGAGAAAGUGUCAUCAUGCUAAACAUGAAUUCAAGGUUGGUUGUUCUGAGGAUUUAGUUCUUUUUUUCUACCACUUUCUUAAUCAUUCAUUGACCUUCAUUUCAAAUAGCGAGAAGACUCUGGAGAGGUAAAGCAUGGCUACACUUCUACACCCUACAAAUGUACGUCUCCACACCCGGUGCUCAGAAUAUUAGGAACACCUCCCCCACACACUGCUUUACACACAAUAUCUCAAAUUGGUAAUCAGGUGUCUUUUCUCUGCAUGAUCCACAUCACUGCUCCUCCUGACUGAAGGUUUAACCUGUAAACUCAUUUAGGGAUGAUGAUUUGAAAGAGAUGUUCCUAUUAUUUUGUACACUGGACUGCAUUGACAGGUGUACAACUUUGGUGUUACAUUACAAAAAAACGAAGAUAAGUGGAAGUUGAGGGAGAACAUCGGUCUGGAUUUCCGUAUCCCAGACUAAAAUCCAAACCUUUAAACUUGACUGUGGACAUUAAAGUAAAAACUGACCCUGGAUCAGAGGACCUUGGUUUGAACCGACUGACUUUUUCUUUUUGGUCUUGCUGGACUCUUGAGGCAGCGACUGACAGUAGACGCUGUGGCUGGCAUCAAUGCCUAAUGUGAAUGUGCCUAACUGUAUAUACUGAAAGUGAGUGAUUGUGACUUGAGUCUGAUGCUA